Molecule: messenger RNA, 3137 nt
Organism: Oncorhynchus kisutch (coho salmon)
Lineage: Eukaryota; Metazoa; Chordata; Actinopteri; Salmoniformes; Salmonidae
Exons: 6
Coding region: 68-1180 (370 amino acids)
Source: RefSeq, a predicted model, not a curated record
UCACAUUUUAAAUUGAGUGUUGUGUUGACAGUUGAAUCCAGUGAGGGUGAACUCCCCUGAUUCUGUGAUGUGGCCAACCGGUAAGGUGCACAGAAGACCAAGGCCUUCUGGAAGGGUGACUCGGCUGAUGGAGAGAAAUUAUGAUGGGGUGAUCUCAUCCUCCAACUCUGAUGACAUCUCUAUCUACUCCUUCACUGACUGUGAAUCUGAGAUUAUUGUGGCCAAGCCCAACAUCCUUCUCCCUGCCUCUGUGAGUGCCCUGAAGAAGGCAUCACGCCUGAUGGAGUUGGUCCCUACUGUCCGGCCCUGCAGGGAGCAGCUGGACAAGAAGACACAGUGGACCAACACCAACGAGGAGAGCCUGAGGAGGAUUAAAAAAAAACUGGCCUCCAUAGAGCUCGACCUGGAGGAAGGCCUGAACAAGGUCAACGACGGUCAGGACAUCAACCAAGAGAGGCAGAAGAAUGAGGGAUGCUUCAGAGCCUGGAUUGAGAAGUGGAUGGGGAAGAGGAAGGAGGAAAGACUGAGGGAUGAAGAUGUGAAUAGGGAAGAUAAAGGGAGGAUGGGCGAGGAAGUGAGGGCACUGAUCCAAGUGAUGAAGAGAAACUGCAGUGAAAGUGAUCUUGAGGCAGUAAACCUGGACAGUUGGCUGAAUGACUUGGAAAGGUUGAAAGUGGCCUUCAAGAAAUGCACUGGAGAGAUGGCCGAAAUGAGCCCAGGGAAAGUCUCUGGUCCUGUGUCUGGCCUCUCUCCUCUUGUGACCUCAGCACCCCGGACCCUGGCUGAAGCCCUACAAGCCCUGCCCUCUGCUGUGGCCCGUCCCUCCCAAAAGGAUGUCCCAAAGCCUCCGACACCUCCAAGCCCUGUCUCUGUCAUUGUUGCUUCGCCUGCUGUGGAGUACUUACCAUACCACCGCAGCCCUCGCCUGGCCCCAAUCACCAACCUGAGUGAGAACGGCAGGAAGCUGCUCCAGAAAAUGUCAGGAGUGACGCCACAGGAAAGGAAGGUCAAAAGGAAAAAGACCAAGGGAAAAAAGCAAGUGAAGAAAGAGAAGGCCAGUAAGAUGCAGCAGGUGGAAAAUGUUGGAGAAACUAAGGAGGACAAGAAAGAUGAAAAGAAGAGUCUGAGGAAGAGGUUUCUCCAGUGGCUGCUGCCCAAACUGAGAUGUUCGAAGAAAUAAUGGCCAACUACUACUACAACACACACACACACACACACACACACACACACAUACUAUUGAUAUUGGUCUCAUUGUUAUAUUUUGAGAUAUGCACCAUUCUUAAAAAAAUAAAAAAGACCCAAUAAUUAUAUUGGUUCCCAUACAGCCUACUAGGGUAGCGUAUGAUAAUGGGUUGGAUUUACAUAGCGUGUAGUUAUCAGGCUUGAAAAUAUAGCCAGGAGAUGCAGGGUCAACACCCCUACUCAUGUCAUAAGUGCCAUGAGAUGUUUAGUGACCACAGAGAGAUAGGACCUCUGUGUGCACAGUCUCAUCCGAAGGACAGCACCGGCCGCAGGGCAGUGUCUGGCAUUGGGGUCUUAGGUCUUCUUUGGCCAAAGGGAAGUGAAGAGGGCCAGUAUGAGAGAGCACAAACUUUCUUAGCAGAUAAUGAUAACAUGACAACAGUAGCUGUAGAUGAUGUAAUGAAAAGUUGGAGGGUGGUUGGUAAUGGAGAACAUCGGGUGGAUCCACGUCUGGGUGUUGGGCAGGACCCUUAGCUCCUGGAGAACAGGAGUAGAGUUAAAGGGAACAGGGUAGGCGACAGAGACGUAAACACUCCGGUAGCUCUCCUUCUGUUUCUCCUGCGCCUUGUCCAUGUUCUGUCUCACCUUGAUUGAUGACAGGAAUACAUGCAAUUAUAUUUCAUAUUACAAAUAUAUUUCUUACAUAUCUCUUGGAGGGACAGAAAAUACAUUAACAGAGGACAAUCAUUUUUACCUGGUCAAAAACCUCCACGUCCUUCUCAGUCUGUGCUUGAAGAUAGUACUCAAAGGCGUUCUGAUCUGGUUCGACAACUUCCACCACAUCAGGUGGGGUUUCAGUGAUCUGAAAGCACGUUAUGCAAAAAUAGCAAUAGACAAACACUAAGUCAAUCCCAAUUUUGAAAGACUACAGUAUAUGCAAUAAUUGUAUAUACAAUUGCAUUGUUUACCUCAGUCAACAGCUGCGGCUCCCGUCCAUACUCAGCCUGGAUGCUGCUGUUGUGUGCAAAGAGAAUUACCUUCAGGUUGUUCUCCCACCCUUCCUGAUACCAAUCAAGGGACUUGCCCAUGGCUGUCUUGAGGGUCUGGUUGGUCCAUUUACUAAGGGUUUUGAAAAACGUUGUUUUAAUCUAGGUUGUAUAAAUCAAGAGUACCAAGAGAUUUGUCGACUGUAUGGGUAAAAAAACACAAAGUACAAAACACACAAGCCAAAAGGAGGUCUUUACAAUCAACUGACAAUCAAAGUUUUCUUGCAUUGAUUUGACCUUGAACAUUCAGAGCCUGCUUGUGUAUUCAAACCAAAAACAUCCGUGAAGAAAAAGUGGACCUUCAAGUACUGCCUCAAACCACUUGUCCAAGCAUAUUACAUCUCAAUGUAUAACAUGAGACAGAAAACACAUUGAAUGAAAACUAUGGGCUCGAUUAAAUCUGUAUCGCUGAAGUUCAGAGCUAUAGCGGCUUAUAACCACACUGACAUCAUUUUUAAAAAACGUUAUUAGUUAUACCAUAAGUUGACGUUUUUACAAGGAUUGUGAUUGCUGAAAAUAGCGCACUUGAAAUGUAAAGGUCAUUUCCAAUCUUUGAGAACAUUGCCUUUGAAUUUCAAUCGAGCUAUAGUGAGUUUUGGUGUUACUGAUUGAAGUCAUCAAUCUGUCAGUGAAGACACAGGUGCUCCUGGAUGAACCGUCACAGAUUCUGUUAUAGUGACUCCGGCAUGUUUGCUGUGAAACUCUGGGGGACACUGACAGACAGACAGUGGGCUGAGGUGGGAAUGUUGAAAAUGUGGAUGUUGAGCCACUGGAGCCCAGUGACUGCUGGUUUGAGAGGCAGAUGCAUGCCCAUGACUGAGUCCAUGGCCAAAGCUGUGUUUGUGACUAUGUCCAUGGCUGCAGCUGUGUCCAUGCUUGUGACCAUGUCCGUGACUUGGCCUCAAGCCC